Molecule: messenger RNA, 3093 nt
Organism: Leptonychotes weddellii (Weddell seal)
Lineage: Eukaryota; Metazoa; Chordata; Mammalia; Carnivora; Phocidae
Gene: SLC46A3
Product: solute carrier family 46 member 3
Biological process (GO): vacuolar transmembrane transport
Cellular component (GO): lysosomal membrane
Molecular function (GO): transmembrane transporter activity
Source: RefSeq, a predicted model, not a curated record
ACCCCAGCGGCAUUACCUUCUCCGCGGGCGGUGGUGCUCGGCGGGCAGGGGCCAGUGUCGCCCGAGCACCGGACGGGCCGCGGACCCACAGACCCACCCACCGACCCCCGGACAGACUGCCGACCGCGCAAGGAGUAGCCGCCCGUUGUGCCGGCAACUCCCGCAGCUCCCUGGGACCGAGUCCGCAGGGCCGCCGAGGAGCCGAGCGAGGGCUGCGCAGCGAACUGUCGCCGUCGUGACUCUGGACGCAGGAGUGGUUUGCUUUAAAAUGAGAGCUUGAGUUUCCCCGACAGGUGCAUUUGGUCGAAUUCAACGGAAAUUCCCCUCCCCGUCGCAGCGCGGCGGUGCAGACCCGGCCCCCGACCCAGACGGCGGCCAGUGUCCCCAGCAGCAUUUGCUGCUGGGCACGUGCCCAGGAAGCGCAGGGCACCCCCGCCCCCAAAGAGAAGACAGCCCCCAGAGAUUCCGGGCCCCGAAAAUGAUCGGACCCGCGCCUAGCCUGGCAGGAAGACUGUAACCGUGGGAAUUCAGCUACCUACCCAGGCAAUAUGAAGAUUUUCUUUGUAGAACCUGCCAUUUGCCUUAGUGCAUUUGCUAUGACUUUGGCUACCCCACUGACAACCCAGUAUGUGUAUAGGAGAAUAUGGGAAGAAACGAGCAACUACAGUUUUGUAUCUGAUAGCAAUACUUCUGAGUGUGGAAAAAACAAAAGCAGCCCCAUUUUUGCAUUCCAGGAGGAAGUUCAGAAGAAAGUGUCUCUUUUCAAUCUGCAGAUGGACAUAAGUGGGUUAAUUCCUGGUCUGGUGUCUACAUUCAUACUUCUAUCUCAUAGUGAUCAUCGAGGACGAAAAUUCCCUUUGAUUUUGUCUUCUGUUGGUGCUCUUGCAACCAGUAUUUGGCUCUGUUUGCUUUCCUAUUUUGCUUUUCCAUUCCAGCUUUUGAUUGCAUCUACCUUCAUCGGUGCACUUUGUGGCAAUUCCACCACAUUUUUAGGAGCCUGUUUUGCCUACAUAGUUGAUCAAUGUACAGAACAGAAACAAAGAACAAUUCGAAUAGCUAUAAUCGACUUCAUACUUGGACUUGUCACUGGAUUAACAGGACUGUCUUCUGGCUAUUUUAUCAGAGAAUUAGGUUUUGUGUGGUCUUUUUUAAUUAUUGCUAUGGCUCUUACUGUUAAUUUGAUUUAUAUUUCAUUUUUUCUUGGUGAUUCAGUGAAAGAAUCUUCAUCUCAGAAUGUUUCCAUGUCAUGUAGUGAAGGCUUUAAAAACCUGUUGUACCGAACUUCCAUGCUUUUUAAAAAUGCUUCUGGUAAGCGACGGUAUUAUCUCUGUUUGUUACUUUUUACAAUGAUCACUUACUUUUUUGUGAUAGUUGGCGUUUCCCCCAUCUUUAUCCUUUAUGAAUUGGAUUCACCACUCUGCUGGAAUGAAGUUUUUAUAGGUUAUGGAUCAGCUCUGGGUAGCGUCACCUUUUUUAGUAGUUUCCUAGGAAUAUGGCUUUUUUCUUACUGUAUGGAAGACAUUUAUAUGGCCUUCAUUGGAAUCUCUACCACCAUGGCAGGAAUGGUUAUGACUGCUUUUGCCAAAACAACAUUGAUGAUGUUUUUAGUCAGGCUGCCGUUCCUUUUCACUAUUGUGCCACUCUCUGUUCUACGCUCCAUGGUAUCCAAAGUGGUUCGUUCUACUGAACAAGGCACCUUGUUUGCUUGCAUUGCUUUCUUGGAAACACUUGGCGGAGUUGCUGCAGUUUCUACUUUUAAUGGAAUUUAUUCAGCAACCGUUGCUUGGUACCCAGGCUUCACCUUUCUGCUGUCUGCUGUUCUAUUACUAAUUCCAGCCAUCAGUCUAUGUGUGGUCAAGUGCAUCAACUGGAAUGAAGGAAGCUAUGUACUUCUUACACAAGAGGAAUCCAGUGAAGACACUUCAGACAGAUGAUUAAUUGUGAUUAAAAAAAAAACAAAAAAACUGAAAGCACAUAUCAUAUACUCUGACUUCUGAGGAAUGUAAACUAGUUCCAUAAUCAAUAUUUCAUGAAUAAUCAAUGCUACAUGUCCUUUCUUUUAAACUGAACAGUGAGAGAACUAGCUCCUCGCUCUAGCUUCUUACAGUAUCAUGCACUUUGAGCACUUUAUGAAUAUCAUGUGAUACAUUUCCAUAGAUAGAAGAACAAAUCUCAAAACAUUUCCCACUUUUGGAUUUAGGACAGAAACCGAAACUUCACAGUAUAAACAGGGAUUAAGAAACUUGACAAAAUCAAAAGCAAUAAUCCAGUAAUCCAAUAAUCCUAACAUACUCCAGUCUCACUGCAACUAAGGAAGGAGAACUAACUCUAUACCUAAGUUUCUUCAUCUGCAAAAUGGGUUUCUGACCUCUUGAAGAUUUUGAAGGCCUAACUGUUCAAAAUUACGAUGAAUCAUUCACUGAUAGGAAAAUGAUAGAAGUUUCAAAUAUUUCUAGUACAAUAGUACCUCUGCCUGGAUAAUGCUUUGUUUUAUAGAGCCCAUCAAGGUGCUAUUGACAGUGAAAGCUUUUAAUAGAUGCAAAAACCUGAAAAUGGAAUCACUUUAAAUGAUAUAUAUUUUUACUUUUCCUAAUAUAAUUAGAUAGGUAAAACGGGGGAUUGGAAAAAAAAUACCAUAAAAAAUUGUUUAUAAAGAAAUGUAAAAACUGAGUAAGCAGCCAAUCAGGAAGUAAUAUUAUAGAGCCAAUAUUCAUUCCUUAUUUUUAUCAAGGGAUAGCCAUUUCUUACUGCCUUAAACUCAUCCUGAGACCCACCCUGGUCCCUGAAAGCACACUCUUUCAUGCCUCCUGUCUUUCUAUGCACUGUUCCAUUUGCUCUUCUUCCCUCGGGACAAUGAAACUUCAGAGUCUCAGCCAAAACACUGCUUCCUCUGUUUAGUCUUGACAUUUCUUCCCUACUCCUAUACUUCCCCCCACCCCUGCAGGGUGCCCAUAGCACUUUCUUUAUACUUCCAUCCUAGCAUUUUCCAUUGUCUCAUCAUGUUUGUUUUCCCUACUUGACAAUAAGCACCUUGAGGACAGGGACAAUCUUUGAUUCCUCAUUUUAUCCUCAAUAAACAUUUGUUGAACUAAA